AUGAAGCAACUGUCUACGGGGGAAACUUCAGACGCAUAUGACAAGUGUUUAUGCAUGGCUGCCGGAACAUCUCGCGAGAGCCUCGAGUAUUUUUGUGAUGCAGUCAUCUCUUUAUAUCAAAAGGAGUUCUUACGUAAGCCGAAAUCUAAUGACGUUGCUCUCAUCACACAUGCUCAUGAAGAAAGACACUGCAUUCCAGGAAUGCUCGGUAGUCUUGAUUGUACACACAUCGAAUGGAGGCAGUGCCCUAAACACUUAAUAGGGCAAUACACGAGGGGUGAUCAUAAGCAGUUGUCUUUGUUUCAAAACGAGCGUAAUGGAUUCACGUUAGACAGUUCAUUUACCGUAAAUGGACGACAUUACAAGCGUGGCUACUACCUUACCCAUGGAAUCUAUCCUAGAUGGGCUGCGUUUGUUAAAGCUUAUUCGCAUCUAGUGAAACAAGAUAAAAAGAAGUUUAAAAGACUACAAGAGGCUGCAUAA
Messenger RNA from Erigeron canadensis, 483 nucleotides. RefSeq lists its product as uncharacterized. The record is from RefSeq and is a predicted model, not a curated record. NCBI's taxonomy places the organism in Eukaryota, Viridiplantae, Streptophyta, Magnoliopsida, Asterales, Asteraceae. Bases 1 to 483 code for a protein of 160 amino acids. The transcript has 2 exons.